This is a messenger RNA of Triticum aestivum (bread wheat), 1685 nucleotides long. RefSeq names its product poly(rC)-binding protein 1. The annotation marks the transcript as partial. NCBI's taxonomy places the organism in Eukaryota, Viridiplantae, Streptophyta, Magnoliopsida, Poales, Poaceae. The transcript has 5 exons. The record is from RefSeq and is a predicted model, not a curated record. Gene Ontology annotation, molecular function: RNA binding.
AAAUGGAAGGUUGGUGUUAUCAUUGGAAAUUCUGGAGAAACUAUAAAGCAUAUCCAACUUCAGUCAGGGGCAAAGAUCCAAGUAACAAGGGACAUGGAUGUUCAAUCCAGGUCACAGACAAGAUUGGCUGAUCUUUCGGGCACUCCUAACCAGAUAAGCAGAGCUGAGCAAUUGAUAAGUGAUGUUCUUGCAGAGGUUGAUGCUAACUCAUUUGGCACUAUCUCUAAUUGGAAGUACAAUGCACCUCAACCUAGUGUUGAGCAAUUCCAGAUGCAAAUUGCUAACAAGUGCGAUGGUGUGGUGGCUCGUGCGGCAUGCGGUGGCCUCAGAAGGUGGGCGCCAACACUUGCAGCUUGUGCACAAUGGCAACUCCACGCAUCUCCUGCGCCAGGAGCAAGGAUGCUGAGGCGGUUCAGAUGGGUUGGAGCACAAGGCAGCGCUCACGUCGCCAUGGGGUUGAGCUGCACGGGAGGGGGAUAAGGUCGGGUAGGAGGCAAGGUAUGUGCUGUCCAUGUUUUUCUCUUUGCAUUUCCGCCCUACUGUCCAUCUGUUAAUUGUGGGAGUGGAUUUAUGCCAUCAUGGUAAGACAUGUAUGUUGACAUUUGAGUUAAUUGUUUGGAAACAGAUAAUUAUAUAUGUAUUCCCAAUAUUUUUUAUGUUUGAACCCACCAAUUUUGUAAAAGGAGUAGAGAGAAGGAUACAUGUGUAAUUUGCUUGAUGUUGCAGCAGAUGGAUUCUUGAUGUUUUUCAAUAUAAGCAUAGAUGGAUAGGUACAGAUUCGAGGAAAGACCAAUAAUGUAAUUAUUUAAUAAGUUCUAUACUUUAAAACACUGUCAUGUUUGCUUUCACUAAAAUUGCUUCUUGCAUUGUUUCCGUGUUAAAUGUGUAUUUGUAUGCGAGCCUUGCACACUAAAGUAUGUUUAUUUGACAUAUAUACACAGUACUUCUGUUUAUACAUUGCAUUCAGGGUUCAGUUUGUACUUGUGAUAAAUUAGAUACUACCAUUUAGUAAAUGUUGUGGUCCAUAGCAUCGAUGCAUAGCUUAUGGUUUCCUCUGUCUUGAUUUUUUUCCCUUUACAUCAUUUCAAUGCUCUGCAUUAGUGUCAAUGACCCAACAGUUCUCUGCUUUUUUUUUUCGAAACGGCAGUUCUCUGCUUUUUAAUGUUUCAUAUAUUUUCAUGUUACAUAAUCUUUUUGUGCUCUCUUGAUUUAAAGUAGCAGGUACCUGUUAAACUUGGAGAUGAUUUUCUUGGUGUAGUUAUAAAUUAUCUGACAUUCCUUCAGGCAAAAUGUUUUUCUCUGAAGCCUGGGCAUAUUGGUUGUCUGGUUGGCUCUUUACUAGCAGGAAGAUAACUACUACGUGUUGCUCAGUUAUUAGCAGAUUUGAGUGUAUGACUGAUCUUAUGUUCACCCAAACUUAAAGGUUUCUAAACACUAGGCUCUUGGGACUUAUUUCUAAGGGUUAGGUUCUUUUGGAUUCAUGUACUCUGAUGCUACAGCCUAGGUAAAGCUCCUUCACAAUAGUGUUUAAAGCUUAAAUUGACGACUCCACUAGAGUUCAAGCAUUCGGCUCUCUGCUCUGUGUAUUACCAAGUGUUCUAUGUACUGCUUCAUAGUCCCAAUGUGACUUAUUCGUUUUCUUUGCUGCCGGUGAUAUUUAAUAUUCAGUCAGAUCUUGGAGGAAA